UCCACUGGAACUACAGCUCCCAGCAUGCCCCGCUCCCCACCACUUUGCGACGAAGCACAUUAAUUCUCCAAAGAGAAAACUCCAGCCCCGCCCCCACGCCGCUGGCCGCGCGACAGCUGGGACCGGCCAGAGGGGCCGCAAUGCCGUCGGGCAGCAUCGAGGUGGAGUCGAAGUUCGAGGCCGGGCCAGACACGGAGGCCAGGCUGGCGGCGCUGGGGGCAGCCCCGGCCGGGAGCUCGUCCUUCCGUGACCUUUACUACGACACCCCCGACCUGCGCCUCACGCGGGCUGACCACUGGCUGCGGCUCCGCCAGGGGGCCGGCUGGGAGCUCAAGUGCCCCCCGGUGCCACACGGAGGAGCCGAAGGGUCCAGCCAUGACCUGGGUGCCGCGUCCCCGGAACCGCCAGAGGGCACCGGAGGGUCCAGCCUUGUCCCGGCUGCCCUGUCCCCGGAGCCGCCAGCAGGGGGCGCCAGAGACUCCAGCCAUGUCCCAGAUGCCCUGUCCCCGGAGCCUCCCGCCAUGGCCACCACCUACCAGGAGCUGACGAGCCCCCGCGCCAUCGUGGGCCGGUUAUGCGGGGUGCUGGGCGUGGCCCCCGUGCCUGGCUGGGACCAGGUGCCUGGGGCCGUGGCUGGGCUGGGCCUGCAGGAGUUUGCCAGCUUCGUGACCCAGCGCCGCAGCUACCGGCUGGGGGGCCUGCGGGUGGACCUGGACCAGGCAGAUUUCGGCUAUGCUGUGGCCGAGGUGGAAGCCCUGGUGGGGGCCCAGGAGGACGUGCCGGUGGCGCUGGAGGAGGUGCUGCAGCUCCGGCGGGCACUGGGGCGGGACGGUGCCACCCGUGUGCCGGGCAAGAUGAGCAUCUACCUCCAGCGGCAUCGCCCCCGGCACUACCAGGAGCUACUCCUGGCGGGGGUGCUGGCCGGGGACCCGCAGCUGCCCCCCCAUGGCGACAACACUUCUGAGCCUGAGAUGCUGGCCACACGGGGCCCCUCCAAAGUCAUGGAACUGGCGGGGGGGCCGGAGGGUGAAAUGGGGCCCCCUAGUGCCGGGGGGGGAUUGGGCACGGACCGGCCCCCUAGUGCCGGGGGGAGAUUGGGCAUGGACCAGCCCCCCCCUCCACAGCACAGUGCCCCCUAGCACUGGGGGGGGAGUGGGCACGGACCGGCCCCCUCCUCCCAGCUGCAGCCCAUCUAAGGAUCCCCCGGUCACAGAACAGGGCUCUAACACCAGAGCGCCAUGGGGCCGGCCCACGGCCGAGCGGCUCCCUGCUCCCUUGGCCUCGGUGGCUCACUGCAGCGUGACCCCCAGUCACACGCCAGCACGCGCCCGGCUUGGCCCCAGGCCCGAGGGCGGAAACAGAGGAAAGCUGCAGCUGUGGGACCCGCCCCCGUUUGAUCCCCUGGGGGAGAGCAUGGACAGCUGCCCCCCCCAAAUUCAACCCAGUUUCGCUAGGAUGAGGCAGCCAGACCGAGGGGGGGAGGGAAGUUCAGACAUGGCAAAGAGCUGGGGGCUAGGGGAGGUGUUAAGGGUUAUGCUGGGCUCCGGUUGCCGAGCAAUGGGAUAGGACGGGGACCCAGCGUCCGUCAGCUCCCUUGGGGGGACCCUUGGCCUAAGUUGCGCAGGCAAUGCUGCAGCACAGCGCCCCCUUGUGGCCGAGCCCCAGCAGCACAGCGCCCCCCUAGUGACCGGCCCGGGGACGGGCCCCAGCAGCACAGAGCCCCCCUAGUGACCGGCCCGGGGACGGGUCCCAGGGCACAGCGCCCCCCUAGUGACCGGCCCGGGGACGGGCCCCAGCAGCACAGAGCCCCCCUAGUGACCGGCCCGGGUCCCAGGGCACAGCGCCCCCCUAGUGACCGGCCAGGCGACGGGCCCCAGGGCGCAGCGCCCCCUAGUGGACACUUGGACCAAGAGACAUGUUCAGGGG
This is a messenger RNA of Chrysemys picta bellii (western painted turtle), 1926 nucleotides long. RefSeq names its product thiamine-triphosphatase. The record is from RefSeq and is a predicted model, not a curated record. Lineage: Eukaryota; Metazoa; Chordata; Testudines; Emydidae. Gene Ontology annotation, biological process: thiamine metabolic process; thiamine diphosphate metabolic process; dephosphorylation. Gene Ontology annotation, molecular function: magnesium ion binding; thiamine triphosphate phosphatase activity.